This is a messenger RNA of Trichechus manatus latirostris (Florida manatee), 4689 nucleotides long. RefSeq names its product ADAM metallopeptidase with thrombospondin type 1 motif 13 (gene ADAMTS13). Gene Ontology annotation, cellular component: extracellular matrix. Gene Ontology annotation, biological process: extracellular matrix organization; proteolysis. The transcript has 31 exons. NCBI's taxonomy places the organism in Eukaryota, Metazoa, Chordata, Mammalia, Sirenia, Trichechidae. Gene Ontology annotation, molecular function: metalloendopeptidase activity. The record is from RefSeq and is a predicted model, not a curated record.
AUGCAGGGGCUACCGUGCUGGGGGAGACGCCCCCUUCUCCGCAAGGCCGGCCUGGGGGGCCUCCUCGCAGCCACCGUCUUUCUCCUGGGCUGCCGCGGAAUCUCCGCUUUGCAGCAGAGGUUUCUUCAGGCUUUGGAGCCAGCGGAGGCGGCUUCGUACUUUGGCCCGGGUUCUGCCGUAAAAGCGUCCCGGUUUGCCGUGGCCCUGCUCACCUGUGUCUGCGAGGACGGGCUCGGGGGGCCGCCCUGCCAAGCCCCACGCUGCUGCCUGCGCGCCUGGGGCCAGCGCUUCGCCUUCUCCUUCGGGCCUGAGCCGGGCCUCCUCACGCCCGCCUCCACCAGUGAGCGGGUGGUGAACGCCUCACUCCAGUGGCUGCAGCGGCCUUCUGCCUACUGUCUCACAGGGGGCUGGGCCCUGCUGCCCCCGGGUGCCGUCGCCAGGGUCACCUAUUGCUCAGGCCGCGUGGAGGGUGACAUCCUGCUGGGCGGGGAGCGGCUCUAUGUCCAGCCCGUGAGGAGGGAGCACAGCACGCUGGCCCUGCCCUGGAGUCGUGCCUGGCCCCACCUGGUCCACAGCCUCGCCCCCAGUGCCCCGGGGCGGGUCCGAGGUACAUAUCCUGGGAGGGAGGAUACCCUGGGUGGACCCCUCCCUCCUUCCCCGACAGGCCGUCCUCCCUCCCCUCGUCUCCGGAGACAGACACGGGCUGCAGGGAGUGUCCUGCACCUGGAGCUGCUGGUGGCCGUGGGCCCCGAUGUCUACCAGGCCCACCAGGAGGACACAGAGCGCUACAUGCUCACCAACCUCAACAUCGGGUCAGAACUGCUGAGGGACCCGUCCUUGGGGGCUCAGUUCCGAGUGCACCUGGUGAAGAUGAUCGUCCUGACAGAGCCCGAGGAUGCUCCAAACAUCACAGCCAACAUCACCUCGUCACUACUGAGCGUCUGUGACUGGAGCAGGGCCGUCAACCCUGUGGAUGACACGGACCCUGAGCACGCUGACCUGGUCCUCUACAUCACCAGGUUCGACCUCGAGUUGCCAAAUGGUGACCAGCAGGUUCGGGGAGUCACCCAACUUGGGGGGAUCUGUUCCUCCUCCUGGAGCUGCCUCAUCACCGAGGACACUGGCUUCGACCUGGGGGUCACCAUCGCCCAUGAGAUUGGGCACAGUCUCGGCCUGGAGCACGACGGCGCGCCCGGCAGCGGCUGCGAGUCCAGCGGCCACGUGAUGGCGGCCGAUGGCGCCGCGCCCGCCCGUGGGGUUCUCGCCUGGUCCGCCUGUAGUCGCCGACAGCUGCAGCACUUGCUCAGCGCAGGACGGGCGCGCUGCGUGUGGGACCCGCCGCGGCCGCAACCCGAGCCUGCCGGGCGCAUGCCAGACGCGCAGCCCGGCCUUUACUAUGGCGUUGACGAGCAGUGCCGCGUGGCCUUCGGUCGCACCGCCGUCGCCUGCACCUUCGCCAGGGAGCGUCUGGACAUGUGCCAGGCUCUCUCCUGCCACACAGACCCCCUGGACCUCAGCAGCUGUAGCCGCCUUCUCAUCCCCCUCCUGGACGGGACGGAAUGUGGUGUGGACAAGUGGUGCUCCAGGGGGCGCUGUCACUCACUGGCGGAGCUGCCCCCCUUGCCUGCAGUGCACGGGCACUGGUCCAGCUGGGGGCCCCCCAGUCCUUGCUCCCGCUCCUGCGGAGGCGGCGUGGUCACCAGGAGACGGCAGUGUAACAACCCCAGACCUGCCUUUGGGGGGCAUGCAUGCGCAGGCGCUGACCUCCAGGCUGAGCUGUGCAACACCCAGGCCUGUGGGACCAGCCAGCUGGAGUUCAUGUCAGAGCAGUGCGCUCAGACCGAAGGGCAGCAGCUGCUCCUCCCCGAGGGCGGCACCACCUUCUACCGCUGGAGCUCGGCCGCGCAGUACAGCCAAGGGGAUGCUCUGUGCAGGCACAUGUGCCGGGCUGUGGGCGAGAGCUUCAUCAUGAGGCGUGGGGACAGCUUCGUGGAUGGGACCCGCUGUGUGCCGAGUGGCCCGAGGGAGGACGGGACCCUCAGCCUGUGCCUGUCGGGCAGCUGCAGGAUCCUGGGCUGCGAUGGCAGGAUGGACUCCGGGCAGGUACGUGACGUGUGCCAGGUGUGCAGAGGAGACAACAGCACCUGCAGCCCACAGAAUGGCUCUUUCUCGGCCGGAAGAGCCAGAGAGUAUGUGACAUUCCUCACGGUCACCCCCAACCUGACCAGUGUCUACGUUGUCAACCACAGGCCUCUCUUCACACACUUGGCGGUGAGGAUCCGAGGACGGUACGUUGUGGCUGGGAACGCAAGCAUCUCCCCCAGCACUACCUACCCCUCGCUGCUGGAGGACAGCCGCCUGGAGUACAGGGUGGCCCUCACUGAGGACCAGCUGCCCCACCGGGAGGAGCUACGCAUCCAGGGACCUGUUCAGGAAGACAUUGAGAUACAGGUUUACAGGCGCUACGGUGAGGAGUACGGCAGCCUCGCCCGCCCAGACAUCACCUUCAGCUAUUUCCAGCCGAAGCAGCCGCAUGCGGGGACGUGGGCCGCCGUGGCGGGGUCCUGUUCGGUGAGCUGUGGGGCAGGGCAGCGCUGGGUGACCUACAGCUGUCUGGACAAGGCCCAGAACAAGUGGGUGGAGCCUGCCCAGUGCAGUGGGAGUCUGAAGCCGCCAGCACGGCUGGAGCCUUGCACCCUUGUGCCCUGCCCCAUGCGGUGGGCCAUGGGGGACUUGGGCCCGUGCAGUGCCUCCUGGGGGAGUGGCCUGUGGGAGUGAGUGGUGCCCUGUGUGGAGGCCCGGGGUGGUUUCCCAAGGAUGAUGCCCACUGCCCAGUGCAGAGCAGUGGCCCAGCCGCCAGCUGGGGCAGAAACCUGCAAGUCCCAGCCCUGCCCCACGGGCUGGGAGGUGUUGGCCCCCGGCCCAGCCACACAGAACAGGACAUGUGUGCCAGAGGCAGAAGGCCAGGAGGCUCUGGCGGCUGCUGGGCCAUGCUCCACAGAGGAGAAGCUGCCUGAACUCACACCCUGCAUCGGGAUGGCAUGCCACCAGGGCUGGGGUCAUCUGGAUGCGACGUCUCCAGGGGAGGAAGCUCCGCCCCCACUGGGCAGUGCCAGGCCAGGGGUUCUCAGUGCACACCCAUGGAUUCCUCUGAGCGGGCCCUGCUCCGUCUCCUGUGGCCGAGGCCUGAGGGAGGUGCGCUUCGUGUGCGUGGACCCUACCCGUGGCACAGCAGUCCCGGAAGAGCUGUGUGACCUAGCGAGCAGGCCCAGGAGCCGGCAGGAGGCCUGCCAAGCUGCUCUGUGUCCCGGACGGUGGGAGACUCGAGCCUUGGCACCAUGCCCAGUGACCUGCGGAGGUGGCCAGGUGCCACUGGCUAUGCGCUGUGUGAGGCUGGACCACGGUCGCACCAUCCCCCUGCCCCAUGCCAAGUGCGGGCGGCUGCCCCGGCCCGAUCCCCUUGAGGACUGCAGCCCGGAGCCCUGCCCCGCCAGGUGGAGGGUCCUGCCAGCGGGCCCCUGCUCAGCCAGCUGCGGCCUUGGUACCGCCCGGCGCUUGGUGGCUUGCGUGCGGCUGGACCAAGGCCAAGAGAUUGAGCUGGACGAGGUGGCCUGUGUGGGCCUGGAACGGCCGCAGGCCACCAUCCCCUGCCUGCUUGCCCGCUGUGCCUACCGGUGGCAUGUCAGCACGUGGAUGGAGUGCUCCGUCUCCUGCGGGAACGGCAUCCAGCGCCGGCAGGACUCCUGCCUCGGACCAAAGGCCCGGGCGCCCGUGCCAGCUGACUUCUGCCAGCAUUUGCCCAAGCCAGUGACGGUGCGGGGUUGCUGGGCGGGUCCCUGUGGAGAGCAGGGGACGCCCAGCCCGGUGCCCCCCAAGGAAGUUACUGCUGCAGGCCAGACCACAGAGCAGCCGAGGGCCCCUGCUCGCCUCCCCUCUCCCGCUCCCUGGACUCAGGGGCUCCUGGCCAGCCCCCGAGAAAGCCCUGUGGAGUCCAGUGUCUGUGGACGGCAGCUCCUCAAGCCAGCAGGAACCAUUGACCUUCGAGGCCCAGGGCAGGCGGACUGCGUGGUAGCCAUCGGGCGGCCACUGGGGGAGGUGGUCACCCUCCACGUCCUUGAGAGUUCCCUCGACUGCAGUGCUGGGGAGAUGCUGCUGCUGUGGAGUAGGCUCACGUGGGGGAAGAUGUGCAGGAAGCUGGCUGGCACCAUCUUCAGCUCCCAGAGCAACACCCUGACCGUGAGGCAGCGCCGGGUGCGGCCAGGCGGUGGCGUGGUGCUGCGGUACAGGGGCCAGCCUGCCCCGCACCCGUCCCACCGAGAAUGUGACAUGCAGCUCUUUGGACCCUGGGGUGAAAUUGUGAGCCCCUCGCUGAGUCCAGACGGGAGGAGCGCGGGGGGCUGCCGGGUCUUCAUCAGUGUGGCUCCUCGGGCCCGGAUGGCCGUCCACGCCCUGGUCACCGACGUGGGCAUAAGGACUGAGCGGACAGACACUGGCUACAUCUCGAUCCGGGACAUCCACAGCCUGAGGACCUCGACGUUCCGCGGGCAGCAGUCGUUCUACUGGGAGUCAGAGGGCAGCCAGGCCGAGGUGGAGUUCAGCGAGGGCUUCCUGGAGGCGCGCGCCAGCCUGCGGGGCCAGUACUGGACCCUCCAUAGAGCGCAGGAAGAGGGGGGCCCGGCCCAGCCCUAG